UUCUCUGCUCUUACAUUUCAAGAGACGACCGACUCUCUGGUUGUAGGGGGGGGCGGGGGGCGUAAAAAGAAAGAAACGGACAAGAAACCGAUCGAUUCGCAGCGGGCUGCAGGUUCCUGAUCUCUAAAGCGACAGAACCCCACAGCACAACCAUGGAUGACAUCUUCACACAGUGUCGAGAGGGGAACUCUGUGGCGGUUCGUCUGUGGCUGGACAACACAGAGAAUGACCUGAACUUGGGUGACGACCACGGCUUCAGCCCCCUCCACUGGGCGUGCAGGGAAGGGCGCGGCGGAGUGGUCGACAUGCUCAUCAUGCGAGGCGCUCGUAUUAAUGUGAUGAACCGCGGAGACGACACUCCGUUACACCUCGCCGCCAGCCACGGACACAGAGACAUCGUGGCAAAGCUGAUUCAGUGCAAGGCCGACCCCAAUACAGUCAACGAGCAUGGAAACACACCACUGCACUACGCCUGCUUCUGGGGCCAAGAUGAAGUGGCAGAGGACUUGGUGACCAUCAGUGCCCAGGUGUGUGUGUGUAACAGGUAUGGACAGACCCCUCUGGACAAGGCCAAGCCCCAUCUGAGACAGCUGCUUCAAGAGAAGGCAGAGAAAAUGGGUCAGAGUACGACUAAAGUACCCUACAAGGAAAGCUUCUGGAAGGGAACCAUGCGAACACGACCUCGUAACGGUACCCUCAACAAGAAGGCGGGUAUUGAUUUCAAGCAGCUUUCGCUCCUGGCAAAGAUCAAUGAAAAUCAAUCUGGAGAGUUAUGGCAGGGUCGGUGGCAAGGGGAUGAGAUCAUCGUGAAGGUGCUCCAGGUGAGAGACUGGACCACCAGGAAGAGCAGAGACUUCAACGAGGAGCAUCCAAAACUCAGGAUUUUUUCUCAUCCAAACAUUCUGCCUGUUCUGGGGGCCUGUCAGUCACCUCCAUCCCCUCACCCCAUCAUCAUCACCUACUACAUGCCCUAUGGAUCCCUGUUCAACAUCCUGCACCAGGGCACCACUCUGGUGGUUGACCAAAGCCAAGCAGUGAAGUUUGCACUGGACAUUUCCAGCGGCAUGGCUUUCCUUCACACCUUGGAACCGAUGGUUUCACGGCUUUACCUCAACAGUAAGCACAUCAUGAUUGAUGAGGACAUGACAGCCAGGAUAAGCAUGGCCGAUGCUAAAUUCUCCUUCCAGUGUCCUGGUCGGAGUUACUCCCCAGCAUGGAUGGCCCCCGAAGCUCUGCAAAAGAGGCCUGAAGACAUCAACAGAAGAUCUGCUGACAUGUGGAGCUUUGCUGUGUUGCUGUGGGAGCUGGUGACCAGGGAGGUCCCUUUUGCUGACCUCUCACACAUGGAGAUAGGCAUGAAGGUGGCUCUCGAAGGUCUCCGGCCGACCAUUCCUCCAGGGAUUUCCCCUCAUAUCUGUAAGCUGAUGCGGCUGUGCAUGAACGAAGACCCCGCCAAGAGACCCAAGUUUGACAUGAUCGUCCCCAUUCUGGAGAAGAUGCAAGACAAGUGAACGCCUGCACAGCAAUCUGUCCCGUCCCGUUAAGACGUUGUUGUUUUAUAAUCAUCAAACCACUUCACUUCAAUAAUGUAUCUGCUAAGCCACUGUAAAUAAUGUCAGAGACCACUUUUCAAGAAAUAAUUUAAACAAUACUUAUAUUGCUGUUCUUGUAUAAAUUAAAUUAGAGGUAUAAAUGUUCUUCCGCCCAUGUGCUCUUAUAUUACGGCUGAAACAUGUUCACUGGAAUAUAGGCAAACUUUUGAAUCCAGUGUGGAUUAUAUUCAGUGUCAGCGACGAGUCCGACAGAAACAGAUCCAAAGAAAUGUGUGUAGGAACAAUGCUUUUAUACACGUCAGCGAAUACCAAUGCAAUAAAUGUUUUAUAUUUAUGACAAA
Messenger RNA from Pseudoliparis swirei, 1894 nucleotides. RefSeq names its product integrin-linked kinase (gene ilk). Gene Ontology annotation, biological process: cell-matrix adhesion; integrin-mediated signaling pathway; substrate adhesion-dependent cell spreading. Gene Ontology annotation, molecular function: ATP binding; protein binding; protein kinase activity. The coding region runs from base 153 to 1511 and encodes 452 amino acids. Lineage: Eukaryota; Metazoa; Chordata; Actinopteri; Perciformes; Liparidae. Gene Ontology annotation, cellular component: stress fiber; focal adhesion. The record is from RefSeq and is a predicted model, not a curated record. The transcript has 13 exons.